CCUCAACUUACACAACACCCAAGCACACUCCAAGCACCGCACUCAGCUACGCAGCACGUACCUCAAGCUGCUCAGGCUCAGACUCAGGCUCAGACUCAGGCUCAGCUACAGUGACCACAUUCCGAUUCCACCAAGCGAUCGGCACUCCGGCAGCUAGCAAUGGACGUGGGUAUCGACUGCUGGAUCAGCUCCCCUUCCUCAUCUACGUCCGGGCACGAGCUCGGGGUGGCGGUGCCUGUGUGGUCGCCGGCGGCGAAGCGGCCCGCGGGGCGCACCAAGUUCAAGGAGACGCGGCACCCGGUGUACCGCGGCGUGCGGCGCCGGGGCAGCGCGGGGCGGUGGGUGUGCGAGGUGCGCGUCCCCGGCAAGCGCGGCGAGCGGAUCUGGCUCGGGACCUACGUCGCCGCCGAGUCCGCCGCGCGCGCGCACGACGCCGCCAUGCUCGCGCUGCUCGGACGCUCCACCUCCGCCGCGGCGUGCCUCAACUUUCCGGACUCCGCGUGGCUGCUCGUCCUUCCCCCGAAGCUCACCGACCUGGCCGACGUCCGGCGCGCGGCCACCGAGGCCGUCGCGGGCUUCCUGCGCAUGGAGGCCGCCGUCGUCCCCAUCCUGGACGAGGCCACCUCCCCCGUGUACCUGCCGUCGUCCGUGGACAAUGCCGACGACGUGUUUCAGGUUCCGGCUUUCUCCGCGCAGGGCAGCGACAUGUUCGAGCUCGACAUGUCCGGGGAAAUGGACCUGGACGCGUACUACGCGGGCUUUGCCCAGGGGAUGCUCCUGGAGCCGCCGCCCACGCCGUCGCACUGGGAGAACGGAGAAUGCGGCGACGGCGCAGCGGCCGCCGGCCUCUGGAGCUACUGAUGCCUGUAACCUCCAGUGGGUUCACACUGAGGAUUUUGCUAUCCCGAUUGGGCCAACUGAAAACUGCCUCAAGCAUAUUGUUUGGAAC
This is a messenger RNA of Hordeum vulgare subsp. vulgare (domesticated barley), 949 nucleotides long. Its product is annotated as dehydration-responsive element-binding protein 1H-like. Gene Ontology annotation, molecular function: DNA-binding transcription factor activity; DNA binding. The coding region runs from base 160 to 861 and encodes 233 amino acids. The record is from RefSeq and is a predicted model, not a curated record. The transcript has a single exon. Gene Ontology annotation, biological process: regulation of DNA-templated transcription. Lineage: Eukaryota; Viridiplantae; Streptophyta; Magnoliopsida; Poales; Poaceae.